GACAAAAAGAACGCCAUAUACACCACGCUGCUCGUCGCCAAUAUCCGCGAAAGGGGGCUUCAAGGGGCUUUUUACUAGAGGCUACUACUAUGUACAUAUCGAAUAGCACACUGGAGAAGCUGGUGGAGAUACUACAUAAAAAGGUGAACGAUGCCACGGCCAUGGAAACCAUAAGCAGGAUUUGCGACGUCUUGACUUCCGGCAUGUGUGCCGUUCCCGAGGGCCAAGCCAAGGAGCCGACGAAUCAGGUACCGCUGUCAUCCUUAUCGUCGGAAGGCGAGCAGAACGAGGGAGGGAAUGAUGGCGACGAUGACACUGACGAUAACAGACCGGACACGUCUAGAAGUGACAAGAAUUCGUCGAUUGCGAGCGAUUCCAAAAUUACCCUCGUAUUAGACAAUAGCGUAAAUUUAUCUGGACCCGUGACCGAUCUCUGAGCACGUGCAUGUGUUGGAAGUACGAUUUGUUGCCUUAUAGAUUAUAGAUAGAUACUACGAUGAGAGCAUUUGAUUCGAAGACUACUUCAUGAAAUUCCAGGCGAUCAUGUGGAAUACGCUCUGGCUAAUAAAUUGGAUGAACAUAAGCGAUUUGUAAUGUCUUUCGAAAUAUUUCUUGUUUUGUAGAGUCACCGCGAUGAUUUUAUAAAAAGAAACACAUUAUACUCUUGGUUUUAUAAAAUCGUCGCAUUAAUUAUUUGGAUUUUAUAGUAUGUACUUAAUUUUGAAUUGUUUCAGCACAUGAUUUGACAAGAAUACCGAAUUAUUUUCACCAUAAUAUAUUAAUUAUACAUCGCUUUUCAACAACUCAUUCCCGCGCGUUAUUUAAAUACUAGAGCAUACUCGUAAAUAUAUUAUUGAUAAAAGCUUUAUGCACAUCAUCAGUCUUCAUAUAAAAUCGUUUUAUUCGAUCGUUGUUCAUAAACGGUUGUUAUGCACCUUCGUUAAAGAAAGAGCAAUCAUUAGUAGAUCGCCGACUGUUAUUAAGACUUGUUCAUAAUUCGUAUGCAUUUUCGAAAUAAUUAUUUAUUACUAUUAAGCUAUAUAUUCUAAUUAAGCGCGUGUAAUUUUGUUGGAUAUAUUGUUACGCGAAAUAUUUCUGCAUAAUUAACAAUAUUGAAAUCGACUAGAAUGAGAUUGCAGGUUAAAAUGAUAUUUGCUUUGCAUUUUGAUGCGGUUAGAAUCAUUGAAACGCAUGAUUGAAUAUAUAAUAAUUUUUCAAGAUAUAUGACUUUAAAAAAUAUUGUUUUUUUAGAUUAUUUUGCGCAGCUGCGUAUGUGACGCUUCAAUUUGCUUGUUACAUGACAAAUGUUAUACUUUCAAUCUAUAACACUGUCUUUUUUUGGCUACACAGCUUUUUCCUUUCUUGCACUUUCCCUUUUCUUUGUUGUUUGCUAGUUUAAAUCUUUAGUAGUUCCAUAGCUCGACAUAGUGCUUUGUCAAUUUGAACAAUCUCCAGAAAUAGUUUUCUCAACGUUCGCAUGUACGAUUACAAUUUGCAAAUUAUAUUUUUAUAUUAUCCAUUUUUUCAAGUAAUAUAAAUAAUAUAAAUUCCAUCAAGUAAGUUAAGCCAAGUGUUAAUCUCUUGAGUUAUAUUAUUCGAUUAACACUUGGAAACGAGGCAGGGAACGGUGAUGACGACACUGACGAUAACAAACCGAACACGUGAAGAAGUGACAAGAACUCGUCGAGUGCGAUUCCAAAAUUAUUCCUGCGAUAGACUGAAGCGUAAAUUUAUCUGGAUCCGUGACCGAUCUCUGAGCACGUGCAAAUGUUGUCGGAAGUGCAAUUUGUUGCCUUAUAGAUUAUAGAUAUUAUAAUGGAAACGUUUGAUUCGAAGAAUGAACAAUUUGCUUAUUACAUGACAAAUGUUAUUUUCCACUUAAAACACUAUUUUUUUUAUCGCCUUUUCCUUUCUUGCACUUUUCAUUUUUCUCUUUUCUCUGUUUUUGGCUUAGUUUAAUUCUUCGUAGUUCUAUAGUCGAUCAAUAAUUCAUUAAUCGACUUGUGACAAUUUCCAGAAAUUGAAUAGUUUUUCCAACAUUCGCAUGUACGAUUACAAUUUGCAAAUAAUAUUAUUAUAUUAUUAAGUGUUAAAUUAAACUCAUCAUUCUGAGAAAUAUUUGAGAUCGCGAAGGGUUAACAUUAAUUUCUCUCAUAUACACCUCAUAUGUUAUCUUACCACAAUGCAUCUUAUCUUAUCCACUGGUCAUUAGUACAGAUAAGCUGGUACGACAAUCAUCGUUGUGUGAAAAUAUCAUUUUCGGGGCAAAACUUGAAAAGCAUAACGUGAGUCUAGAAUUAUUUUCCGUUUAUGCUUUAUAAUUAAACAAAGUUCAACGCGUAGAUAUAUAAGUUUUAGGAUAAUUAUUAAUUGAUUACAUGUCGACAUGAAAA
Monomorium pharaonis (pharaoh ant) is the source of this 2393-nucleotide messenger RNA. RefSeq lists its product as uncharacterized. The transcript has 2 exons. The record is from RefSeq and is a predicted model, not a curated record. Lineage: Eukaryota; Metazoa; Arthropoda; Insecta; Hymenoptera; Formicidae. The coding region runs from base 90 to 437 and encodes 115 amino acids.